ACUGCAGGACUUGUUUUGAAAGUUAAUCGCCGCGCAUGCGCAGUAAAGUUGGUGGGGAUGAACUAUGGUCGAUGUGGGGCAGCCCCUGGAAUAGUGUUUUUGUGUAUUGUCUACUAUAGGAACUUCAGGAUAAGAGUGAAAACAGGGAAGGAAGUGUGGAAGUAAAUUUUGGGUAUUGAUCGAGUCAAGAGAAGUACAAAAUGGUUAACGAUGCUAUGUUUUAUCGAGGACUCAUAGCCCUUGCUAUGGGACUCGGAGUUGCACUAGGUGCUGUUUCAUUUUUUAUUAUAGAACAGUUCUCAACGAAAAGACGAUUAGCUGUAGAACAUGAUGUACAUAGGUUAGCAACUGAUAUUGACGACUUAAGGUACGAAGUUCAACAACUUCGAGAAGCAGGAGGCAAGAAAAACAAAUCAGGAAAGCGUAACGCACGAAGUAUUUCAAGUAGAAGUACCACAAGUGAUGGAACGUCUGAUGUCGAGCUUUUAUCCGCGAUUGGAUCCACAGAAGAUGACGAGGAGUUCUUUGAUUUUUCUGACAACGAAAGUGAAACUGGAGAUUCUGAGCUGACAAGCCUCCUCCGUGAAGUGGACGGUUUGCUGAGGGGCAGUGCUGAUCAACAACAGACGGCAUUUUAUUUGUUGGAACAACAUUACAACCAAUACUCCGAGGAGCCCGAGCUGCUGUGGCGGCUCGCGCAGGCAUCGCACGCCCUGACAGCGACUAUGGAGGAUGCAGUAACUCCUGAAAGGAAGAAAUCCAUUAUACAGAAGGGUUGUGAGCAUGCAGAACGGGCAGUGAAGCUCAACCCAUCUAGUUACGAGGCACACAAAUGGUACGCCAUCAAUGUCGGUACCCGGGGACAGUUGUCGGGCCUCAAGGAAAAGAUCUCCGAUGGUAUUCUUUUCAAGAAACACGUUGAUGAAGCACUAAAACUGAAGCCAAAUGAUGGUUCAUUGCAUCAUCUCUUAGGGAGAUUCAACUUUGAGGUAGCAUCUCGCCCGUGGAUGGAGCGUUCAAUGGCUUCGACUUUGUUUGGCCUGCCAUCUGUGUCAAUUAAAGAUGCCCUUGAGCAUUUCUUGAAGGCCGAAAGACUGACAAGAACACCAUGGAAGGAGAAUCGUCUCUUUAUUGCUCGGUGUCAUGAUGCACUUGGAAACACUCCAGCAACAGUUGAGUGGUUGGAGAAGGCAGAUGUUGUUGAAAGCAUCACAUUGGGUGAUGAAGAUGCAGAGAAAGCACUACAUGACCUUUCAAUUAAAUAUGAGUCACAUCUAAGGAAUAGAAGGAAACGGGAGUAAGUUGUGCUUUGCUACAGAGCAGAUGAAAGCCCUGUGAAGCUCCUGUUAUAAUGCCUUACAGGAAAGGCAUUCAAUUCAUUCCAUUUGUGUGUUAUGGAAAAGGGCAGGAGGCGAAACCUACUUUAUGGACAGUGGUGGUUGCCCUUCAUCCGUAUUAGUCUUAAAGUGACGUAUUUCAAGAAGAUAUGUUAGUGAUUUUGUCUCUGUGAUAUUUGUGUGGUGUCCAAAUCUGUGAUUGUGCAUUGUACUAUUUAUGAAGAAUGAUCUGUAGCAUGUUACAAAAAUAUGAUUAACGUCAGAAGUUCACAUUGUAUAGAAUCAGCAACCCACCUCGCUCUCUCUCUCUCUCUCUCUCUCUCUCUCUCUCUCUCUCUCUCUCUCUCUCAGAAGGUCGAGUCUAUCCAGGGUGCGUGCUUGGAUAACGGAAGCUGUUAAGCCUGUCGCUCGAGUAAAUAGGGAAAUUGGGGUUCGAGUCCCGGUCUAGCAAAAUGUUUCAUUUUCUCCAAUAAACUGUGCAGCUUCAGUUUCUCCAUAUUUUGUGUGUGUGGUGUGUGUGGGUGCGCACUGAUUCUAUUUUGUUAAUGAUGCAGUUAUAUUAUUUGAUCUGUUAAAGUAUCAUUUGAUAUUUCCUGUUUCUUUGGUGUACAGUUUUGUGAUUUUUAUUGUUCUCUAACAGGAAAACAUUUCCUUCUGUCUUUAAAAUUGAAAACCUGCAUGAAUAGCUCUACGUUUUUAAUAACAAUUAUUUCCAAGAAUUUAGUACCAAAAUAAUGCAAAGCGUAGUCAUUCGAAGGAAAAAGUGUUCCUAACUACCUGAAUCACCCCCAAAUUUGGUGAAAUUAGCACCUUUUUUAUAUGUGUGUAAAUAAUUAGCUGUUUAUCAUGUUACUUGCCUGAAGACAAAAAUGAUCACCAAAACAAUAAAUGAAUAAAUAAACAGUGCU
Schistocerca nitens (vagrant locust) is the source of this 2245-nucleotide messenger RNA. RefSeq names its product regulator of microtubule dynamics protein 3-like. The record is from RefSeq and is a predicted model, not a curated record. Gene Ontology annotation, cellular component: cytoplasm; spindle microtubule; mitotic spindle pole. NCBI's taxonomy places the organism in Eukaryota, Metazoa, Arthropoda, Insecta, Orthoptera, Acrididae. Gene Ontology annotation, molecular function: microtubule binding. The transcript is spliced from 6 exons. The coding region runs from base 201 to 1301 and encodes 366 amino acids.